Protobothrops mucrosquamatus (brown spotted pit viper) is the source of this 2438-nucleotide messenger RNA. It is a transcript of the gene MTRES1, whose product is annotated as chromosome unknown C6orf203 homolog. Lineage: Eukaryota; Metazoa; Chordata; Lepidosauria; Squamata; Viperidae. The transcript has 5 exons. The record is from RefSeq and is a predicted model, not a curated record. Bases 222 to 908 code for a protein of 228 amino acids.
AAGGGAGGCCGGAAUCGGACGCAGGCCCGCUAGGCAACCGGGCAGAGGGCGGGGGUUACACGCGCGGUGCUAGAUCUGCUGCGGAAGGUUUACAGUCGGGAUUGUAGCGCGGUUUUAACCGUAUUUACGGUUGGUUACUAAGGUGAACAGAGGCAGUCCUGUUGUGCAUCCAGUACCACAACUGACCUACUGUUAUUUUGCUGUUAUUCAUAGGGUAUGCUAUGACAGGGUAUAAAUUGCUUCUUGGCGCAUUUAGAAAUCUAAAUGUCUGGCUUGGACUUCUGGUCAAAUCUCCUCACAAACUCCGCUCUCCCUGGAGGACCUUUCUUUGUGCUACAAGCCAGCAUCCCAGAACAGCAAUUCUCCCCAAACAUUUCUGUGUUUCUCCCAUUCAACAGCAUGUAUUUUUAGUACCAUGGUCAAAAAGUGUGUCAGGGAUUUCGGUCCGACACAAAAGUAACAAAAGCUCACAUAAAAAUGUGAAAAAAACUGUGGAAGAAGACUUGGAGGAGGAAGACACUGUUGAAGAGAUAACUGAUUCAGAAGAUGAGUUUGAAGAUGAUCCCAGCAUAGUGAAGAAUUACAAAGAGCUUGAGAAAGUAGUGCAGUCUUUCCGCUUUGAUGUAAUCUUGAAAUCUGGUUUAGAUAUUGCAAGAAACAAAGUGGAAGAUGCAUUCUACAAUGGUGAGCUUAGACUGAAUGGAGAAAAAUUGUGGAAGAAAAGCAGAUCGGUAAAGGUUGGCGAUACAUUGGAUCUCAUUCUUGGAGAAGACAAAGAAACAGAAACAGCCGUAGUUAUGCGAGUUGUUUUAAGGAAAGCAUCUGAGAAGAAUGAGAAUGAUAAAUAUAAAGUGGUGUUGAGACGAUGGAAGAACUUAAAGGUGCCCAAGCAGGAUGUAUUGAAGUGAAUAAAUGAAUUGCAUGUUGUGAUUGAUUUCCUGUGAGCAAUCACAUUUAUUGUAUAAUAUAUAUAUUUUGUUAAACAAAGUUUUUUUAAAAGGUUAUGAGAUGGCAUGCCACUUUCCUUACUAUAAACAUUACUAUUUCUGUUUGUUCCAUGACUUUCCAAGUUUGCUGUUUUCAUUUCAGAAGGGAAAAAAAAAUAUUGUUCCUGUGAGAAAUAAUAAAAGACAAGCCUGAUCUUAAAUUGUCGUGGCUGUUGCUUAACCACAUGACUCAGAAACUCAAAUGCUAAUCUUAAGGGGAAAAAUUACUUUUAGAAUAUUUUUGUGACUUGCAAUAUCACUAGCUAUUUACAUCAAAAAGGAAAAUAUCAAGAUAGAUUAGUAGUAUGUUCUCAUUUCCAGGAAUGAAAACUGAAAUAAGUCAUUUCUAUUUGCUUUCCUCUUCAUCCAGAGGUGGCAGUGUGGAACGUAGGUAAAUCUGCUGGCCACUGUAUUUUCACUUGUAUAAAGCAGAGUUCCUUCAUGCAGAAGGUGGUUAUAAAAAUAGAGGGGGUACUGUUAAAAGUUGACUCAGGUUUAUCAGGAAAACAACUGUGCUACUUGACUGGAUAACAAUUAGAAAGAGAUGGCCAUAUAUUUCUCACUUGAAAACCCAACGAGAGUAUAAAGCUCUAAAAUAGAAAUAGAUGGAGUUACUCUGUUUACUUCAGUGUGCAGUGCAAGUCUGCAUAUUUAGUCUUCCGUGGACUUUAUGGCAACUCAAGUGCUCAUUAGAAUAGACAUGAGGCCCUGAAUCAAAGUUUAUAUCUCUGAUUUUAAUUUAACUCACUGCAGCAAAGUACAUUUCUUUUCUUUAAUGAAGGCACCUUUAAAACCACCCUGCUUCUUGUUCAGCUGACGGAAGAUUUUGGCUGGAUUUCAUCCGUAUUAUGGCUCAUCUAUUAAAGAGAUAUUCUACAUUCAUAAAUUGUGAGGGCAUACCAGCUAGCUAAGGAAAUGCUUAAAAAAAAAGAGAAAAUGUAAAAAGUAAUAAUUUUUAUCAAAGCUUUUGUGAGCCAAAAAAGCUCACAAGUUUCCAAGUGAGAAGUGUUAGAUAUCUCCCUGAGUCUCUUGUUUUAUAAUGGUAUAUUUGUGAAUUAAAAACCUAUGUUACCGUAUUAAAAUGAAAUCAUGUUUAUAGUAGCUCAAUAAAUUUCAUAUAAGAAAUUGUAUAAAUGCAUUUUGUACAUUUUGUACACUCUUCAAGGAUAUGCUGAUCAUUAGAAGCUAAAAUGUUUCCAAAAUGAUACUGAACACAGAAAUAAUUUUGUGUUGUAGUUUCCCUGGUAUCUAUUUUAGCAAUAAGAUAACAGAAGCACAUUUAUUUUAUUGCAGUAAUAUGUGGGAGGGGGGGAAUUGCAGGAAGAUUGAAAACAACCCUGGCAGGAAAAAACAAAAAGGAAAUAAAGUGUGGAUUUACACCAUAUGGAAAUGAUGCUUUGUUUGGAAUUCAGAAACAAUAUGCGUCCUGUAGACUCUGCCACAACUUUUCGG